UUUGUGAAUAAUCUUGCGGUCUCACUAAUCACUCGUCCGACCUCGGCGGUCCGUAAACAUUAUUUACUCGGUUUUCGGCUAAAUCGCCAGCAAAACGCAACGGAAAAUCGUUUAAAAUGCGCUCCAGUGCACCGAGUUCGAACGCAAAAUGAAUUGAACAUUCUUCCAGUGCUCAACAAUCUGUCCGUGCGAGCGCGCGCGUGUGUGUGUGCGAAGGAAAUCCCCAGCGCCACCGCGGAUCGAGAAAGUGGAUAGAACGCAGAAGGCAGAAAACAAAAGGCAGCGAGCACCGACAGCGAAAACGCAACGCCAGAUAACACACGCGACGGGACGGGCGGACGAAAGCAGGGAACGGAGGUGGUAGUGAGAGGCGAGCGCCAGGAGAAAGGAGGAGAGUGCAAGUGCGAGGGAGCCAGCGCAGCAGCAGCCGCGUGAAUAAGUCAGCGGAGCACCCGCGGUCGUUCCUCGGGUUUUUCUGGCCAAGUUCGCUUCUGGAGCGCACAGCAUGCAAAAGUCAGUGUCCCGUGUGAAUCGCCAGCACAGGAUGUGCGCCAGCAGUUGAUCGGCCAGGAUAUACCACACAGAACGCGAGUUCAACAAGCUAUCCAAGGAUACACACUCACACAUACACAGCGCCCAACCACCCUGCACCCACACUCCUCAGCACGAUGAACACCAGCCAGACAGCUGCCGGCAACCGCAUCACGUUCACCAGCCAGCCGCUGCCGAAUGGUACCAUCAACAUAGCCGGCAAUCCCGGCGCCGUCAUCUCGACGGCCCAGCUGCCGAACACCACCACCAUUAAGACCAUCCAGGCGGGGAUUGGGGGCCAGCACCAUCCGGGACUGGCGCAGGUGCAUCAGGUGCAACAGCAGCAGGCGCAGCAGCAGACGCAAUCCGUAGGUGCCACCCAAACACAAACCCUAGUUAUUAAAUCCAACCACCAUGCUGUCACCCUGCCGGCGGGUCUAGUCUCAAGUGCACCAGCAGGAAUCGUAACCAUGACCAAGACCAUCAAUCAGGCCGGUCAGCCGCUGCUGAACUCGAUGCUGCCGGCGGGCGUGGUGGUGGGCAUGCGCCACCAGGCGCCAACGCAGCAGCAACAGAAGAAUGUGCCCACCAAUCCGCUCAGCCGUGUGGUGAUCAACUCGCACAUGGCGGGCGUGAGACCGCAGAGUCCAUCGAUAACUUUAAGCACACUAAAUACGGGCCAGACCCCGGCAUUGCUGGUCAAGACGGAUAACGGAUUCCAGCUGUUGCGCGUGGGCACGACGACGGGUCCGCCGACGGUGACACAGACCAUAACCAACACCAGCAACAAUAGUAGCAACAACAGCAACACGACAAGCACUACAAAUCAUCCCACAACAACACAGAUUCGUCUGCAAACUGUGCCGGCUGCAGCUGUAAGUAGAUACCAACAACAACAACAACAACAACAGCAACAUCAGCAGCAGCAGCAACAACAGCAAGCCACCAGCAGCAGCAGCACAGCCAGCACUAGCAUAGCACUGCGCAAAACGAUUGUCCGUACAUCAUCCACCACAGUCCCAUCCAGCAAUAAUAAUAACAAUAAUAACAGUAUUAUCAAUGCCACCACCACCACCACCAACACCACCACCUCUACCAACAACAACAACAACAAACCCGCUACUAACCAACAACAGCAGCAACAGCAGAAGCUCCAACAGCAACAGCAGCAUCUCAAGGCCCAGCAGCAGCAACAUAAACAGCAGCAACAGGCAUCCGCUGCGGCUGCCGCUGCAGCAGCUGCCGCCAAUGUGGCGGCCACCAUAAAGAUUAAGCAAAACUCUCUGACCAACACCACCGCCUCCAACAACAUAAUUGUGAAUUCGGUGGCCAGCGGCGGCUAUACGAACGCAUCGCAGCCGCCGCACCUGACCCAACUGAAUACGCAGGCGCCGCAUCUGCCGCAGAUAACGCAAAUUCAAACGAUACCAGCCCAGCAGCAGCAGCAGUCGAACAAUGUGAGUGGCGCAACCACGGGCACAGCAAGCACAGCGGUGAGCAGCAGCACGACGGCAGCAGCAGCGGCGACGACGACCACGCAGCAGGGGAAUACCAAAGAAAAGUGUCGCAAGUUUCUAGCCAAUUUAAUCGAAUUGUCGACACGGGAACCGAAGCCGGUGGAAAAGAAUGUGCGCACCCUCAUCCAGGAGCUGGUCAAUGCGAAUGUGGAGCCGGAGGAGUUUUGCGACCGCCUGGAGCGCUUGCUCAACGCUAGCCCGCAGCCCUGUCUGAUAGGAUUCCUCAAGAAGAGCUUGCCCUUGCUCCGGCAAGCGCUCUACACCAAGGAGCUGGUCAUUGAGGGUAUCAAACCUCCGCCGCAACAUGUGCUUGGCCUGGUUGGACUUCCUCCACAGUUGCCGAAAAUCCAAGCGCAAAUCCGUCCGAUCGGCCCCAGCCAGACAACAACCAUUGGACAGACGCAGGUGCGCAUGAUAACGCCAAAUGCCUUGGGUCAGCCGCGGCCCACCAUUGGCCACACGACGAUAUCAAAGCAGCCGCCCAACAUCCGACUGCCUACGGCUCCACGGCUGGUCAACACGGGGGCCAUUCGCACCCAGAUACCCUCCCUACAAGUGCCCGGACAGGCGAACAUUGUGCAAAUUCGUGGACCCCAGAAUGCCCUGCAACGCACGGGAUCGGUGCAGAUCCGUGCCACCACCCGGCCGCCGAAUAGUGCCCCCAGCACGAACAAACUCACUGCCGUCAAGGUGGGCCAGACACAGAUUAAGGCGAUUACGCCCAGCCUGCAUCCGCCCUCGUUGGCUGCCAUCUCGGGCGGGCCGCCGCCCACACCCACGCUAUCUGUUUUAUCCACGCUGAACUCUGCAUCGACCACAACGCUACCGAUACCAUCGCUGCCCACAGUGCACCUUCCGCCGGAGGCUCUUCGGGCCCGUGAGCAAAUGCAAAACUCGCUGCACCACAACAAUAACAAUCACUUUGAAGCGAAGCUGGUGGAGAUCAAGGCCCCAUCUUCGCUGCAUCCGGCCCACAUUACCGCUUCGCUGACGCCAAUUGGAGCCAAAACGACAAUGGCAAAGGCAUCGCCGAUGAUCGGCAAGGCGGCGUUGAAUAAAAAGAAACGUGACGCAAUGGAGGAUGCCAAGAUGAACAGUGCGGGUGGAGGAGCGGCAGCAGCGGCAGCCAACUCGUUCUUCCAGCAAAGCUCCAUGUCCUCGUCGAUGUACGGCGACGAUGAUAUCAAUGAUGUGGCUGCCAUGGGUGGCGUCAAUCUGGCGGAGGAGUCGCAGCGGAUACUCGGCUGUACGGAAAACAUUGGCACCCAGAUACGGUCCUGCAAGGACGAGGUGUUUCUCAAUCUGCCCGCGCUGCAGGCUCGGAUACGGGCCAUAACGUCAGAAGCUGGUCUGGACGAGCCGGCGCAGGAUGUGGCCGUACUGAUAUCACACGCCUGCCAGGAGCGACUAAAGAACAUCGUUGAGAAGUUGGCUGUGAUAGCGGAGCACCGCAUUGAUGUUAUCAAGUUGGAUCCUCGCUACGAACCUGCCAAGGAUGUGCGCGGACAGAUCAAGUUUCUGGAGGAGCUCGACAAGGCCGAGCAGAAGCGGCACGAGGAGCUGGAACGAGAGAUGUUGCUGCGGGCGGCCAAGUCGCGGUCACGAGUGGAAGAUCCCGAGCAGGCCAAGAUGAAGGCGAGGGCCAAGGAGAUGCAGCGUGCGGAAAUGGAGGAGCUGCGUCAGCGAGAUGCAAAUCUGACGGCGUUACAGGCGAUUGGACCACGAAAAAAACUGAAGCUGGACGGGGAGGCAGCCAGUGCGGGAGUGGGUUCGAGUGGCGGCGGACUGCUGAGCAGCUCGGGAUCUGCGCCAACCACGUUACGGCCGCGCAUCAAGCGUGUGAACCUGCGCGACAUGCUCUUCUAUAUGGAGCAGGAGCGCGAAUUCUGUCGCAGCUCUGUGCUGUUCAAGACAUACCUCAAGUGAUCGUCGUCCAUCAUUCGCAGAAGCAGCAGCACCGUCUUCUCCUCCGCCGCCUUCUCCCUCUCCCCGGCCUGUCGUCGUUUCCAGCUUUACGAUUUCAUCAUCCAUUUGCAAUAUACACAAUAUUUUUUUACAUAAUUUAGCCUCAAAUUUAACUGCGUCGCGUCGUCCCUUCGUUGUUGUUUUAUUCUUUUUAGAUAGGCGACCCCCCUCUCCAUUUUAUAUAUUUACCUUACUUAAACCAUAACUUGUAAUUUUAAGACUUAAAGUUCGUUUAGUCCCCCUGCCUCUGCCCCCAAUAAAUUGUCUGUAAAACUCAAACCAAACCAAUCCAAUCCAAAAACAAACCAAGAAAACCACGGUAACGUAAAAGUGAAGAGUUGAAAGUAAAAACGAAGUGAAAAGUAAAGUAAGGAGAACGCGCAGUCAGCGGGCGUUUAAAAUGUAAUUAAAAAGUAACAUAAAGUUUGCAUCAACUGCAUUGACGGCCUUAUCUAAACGAUAUAAACAUAAUUAUUAAUAUAUUUAAUUAUUUUAGCUUAGUUUGUUAAACGAAAACCGAGCAUAAUUCCUAGAUGUAAGCGAACGGAGAGGUACAGCGCUCGCAGCAGCCACAGAAACCGAAUUGCAAAGAAGAGAAAAUGGUUUUUAAAACCGGAAGUAAGGAUCGAAGCAAGUUUAGCAAGAAAAACAAACAAACAAAACACACACACAUCAAAGCAAAGGCAACAAGAUAUGCAUAUUUAAAACCUACAUUGAAUUUAGUUAAUACUUUCGUAACAAAAAAGGAAAAGCGAUGUAAUUUGUAAUUAUCAUUUAAUUGUUUAAAACGGAGAACCUAAAUCGGUAUGCAAAAGAGAAAACCAAUUGUACAUACAGGCUAGGCUAAGAUUUUUCAAAUAGUUUAACUUAGGUAAAAACGCAAAGGCAUAAUUAACGAAUUCUCUAUGGCGAGGAGCGGGCGCUGCACUCCGAAAUCAAAUAUGUUCUUAUUGGCGGCGCUCUCGAUCAUCCAACAUAUAUUAUUAUUAUUCUGAAACACACGGUUCACUAGACUAAGUGCGAGGUGCAUUAUGGUUUAUGUGCAAACUGACCAAACAAACACAUUGGCGUCGCCCAGUCCCCCUACCCGAACCUUAUACAAAAUAGACAAAUUUUAUACACCUAGCCAGAAGAUAAAUCUUGUAAAAUAUACGCCCCAAAAUAACAUAAAUCGACAACAAUUGAUGUAAUUCAGCAAAACUCUAAGCUAAACAAAAAGAAAAAAAAAGAAACCAGAACAAUUCUAACAAAUUCUUUGUGUGUAAAUGAAAUUAAAUUGUGAACAGCAAACAAAGCAGUGGGCAAAUGCAUCAGUAAACACAGCGUAUAGUUUGAUAGGCAUAUAACUGAAUAUAUAUAAUUAUAUAUAUUAUUAUUAUUAUUAUGUUUUAACAUUAAGCAACAAAAAAUAAAAGCAAAAUGCAGAAAACCCAA
This is a messenger RNA of Drosophila kikkawai, 5447 nucleotides long. RefSeq names its product TBP-associated factor 4 (gene Taf4). Gene Ontology annotation, biological process: DNA-templated transcription; transcription initiation at RNA polymerase II promoter. Gene Ontology annotation, molecular function: protein heterodimerization activity; DNA binding; RNA polymerase II general transcription initiation factor activity. Gene Ontology annotation, cellular component: transcription factor TFIID complex. NCBI's taxonomy places the organism in Eukaryota, Metazoa, Arthropoda, Insecta, Diptera, Drosophilidae. The record is from RefSeq and is a predicted model, not a curated record.